AUGUCUUCUGAUACUUCCACUGUUGGAGGCAUUCAAGGUUAUCUCCUAAAACUUCACUCGUUCUUUGGAGACACAGAAAGCAGGAACGCUGCUAUAGUCUGCAAUGACAUUUUUGGAGACUUGAGACAGGAAUGCAUGAUAACUAAGAAUGAGAAUGAACUGGUUUUAUGGACAUCUUUGCUUUUUGCAAAGGAAGAGGGAUUGCUUAGUUUUCUCAGAAAGUCUCUCUCUGAUGAAACGGUAAGAGGUGUUUACAGGCAUAUUCUACUGCGGGAUACAAGAGGGGAUAUUCUGAAUUUUUUAGGGGAGUUUCUGGAGAGAAUGUCAGUCACUGUCCGAGGAUGGGAGAAGAACUAUGCUGUCAAACUUAAGGACAUUUGUAUUGUUGUGUACACAAAGGACAAAGCUGCAAAGUGCCGAAGCCCUGCUUUACAUCUCCUAAUCAAAAUACUGAAUCUCACAAAAGACUCCAGCAUCACCCAGCAUCUCAAAAUUGGUGAUAUGUUCAACAAAUUUUACGGAGAGUUGUCUCAGAAGAGUAAGAUAUCUGGUACAGUACUGGGUUGCAUUUAUGAACUUCUCGGUGUGCUUGGUGAAGUGCAUCCAAGUGAGAUGGUCAACAACUCAGACAAACUCUACAAGGCCUACCUGGGUGAACUGAAAGGACAGAUGACAUCUACUACAAAAGAGCCAAAACUUCCUGUUGUUGCUGGAUGCCUGAAAGGAAUCACAGCUCUGAUGGUGAACUUCACUAAAUCAAUGGAAGAAGACCCAGUUACGUCAAAAGAAAUAUUUGAUUAUGCGCUGAAGGCAAUCUGUCCACAGACUGAUAUGAAACCAUAUGCAGUCAUCUGUGCCGGUCUCAAACUGUUUGCUAAGCAUUCAAGCCAGUUCGGCAAUUGUCUCAUGGAUCAUUACAUGUCUAUCUUUGAUGUUAUGUUCAAACUUUGUGGACAUAUCAAUGGAGAGCUGAAAAAUAGUAGUUACAUGGCACUAGAGUCUUUCCUAAUACAGGUGGCCACUCUUGUGGCGGAGAACAUUGAGGUGCACAAAAGCAAGCUGAAGUACUUCAUGCAGAAGUUCUGUGCUAUAAUCAGGACCAUGGAAUCCACUAAUAAAGAACUGUCCAUUGCUAUCAGAGGAUUUGGCCUGUUUGCUGCGCCAUGUAAGGUGGUGUGCCCUCAGGAUGUAGAUCUGAUGUAUACAGAGCUGAUUCAGUGGUGCAAGCAGAUGUAUUUGACAGAGACUGACCGGGAUGAUGAAAAUGUCUACCAGCUGUCAAGCUUCCUUGACUCCAUAGCUAGUGUUCUGGUACACCUUGACCGGAUCCCUGAAGUGUACACUCCUGUGCUAGAGCGCCUCCUUGUGGUUCAGAUGGACAGCUUCCCUCAGUACAGCCAGAGAAUGCAGACCUGCUGCUCCAUCAUCAAGGUGUUUGUUGCCAUGGCAGUUCGAGGUCCAGUCCUCUGGAGUUUCACUAGUUCUGUGGUUCACCAAGGCCUGAUCAGAGUGUGCUCUAAGCCGGUUCCUCAGUCAGAAGCACAGAGUGAUGCAAGUGCUGGAUUUAUGCCUUCAUCUGACCCCACAGCAAACCUUGUACCCAACAAACCCAAAGACUUCAUUGCCUUUAUCAAUUUGGUUGACUUUUGCAGUGAAUUAUUGCCUUCAAGAAAUCCUGAGUAUUUUACCCAGUGGAUGCACCCCCUGUGUCACGAGCUUAUUCUGCAAUCAAUACGUUUCCCUCUGGUCAGCGGCUUUUAUAAACUCCUCUCCCUUUCUAUGGGCAUUGCAAAGAAAAUCCAUUAUUUUCAGGGCCUAAAACAAGAGUCAAAAAGUGUUGGCGGUGGCUCAACCAUGGAGAAUGCCUGUUUUUCGCUCCUUGCAAAGUUUGGGAAGGAGGUUUGUGUACGUAUAAACCAAUAUAAAGACGAGCUCCUGGCUGCCUGUCUGAUGUUCAUCCUCUCUCUUCAUCCUGACAUGGUGGCUCUGGAAAUCAAGGCAUAUAUACCUGCUCUGCAGGCUGCUCUGCGGCUAGGUUUGAGUCAUGCUCCUUUAGCCACAGCAGCGCUGGAUGCUCUGGAGUCCUGGUCUUCUCUUAUCCCUGCUGCCAUCAUGCAGCCACACUAUACAGACAUACUGCCACACUUAGAUGGCUACCUCAAAACAACCACUAACUCUGAAAAAGAUGAUGGCAAUUUGGAAGUGACAUUUGUGUCAACGGGAAGUUCAAAAAGUUAUGGAAAAGUCAUGAUGAGGCUUCUGAAGAAAUCAAAACACUUUUCUGUGGGAGAUGAGUCUCCGAUUGCUGUUGUGAGACGCAGGGUGGUACGUCUGCUUGGACACUUGGGAGGACAGCUCAACAGGAGCCUUGUGACAGCUGUUUCUGCGGAGGACAUGAUGAAGCGUUUUGUAGCAUGGGACUGUGAGAAAAGGCUGAGUUUUGCCGUGCCUUUUAAAGACAUGAAGCCUGUGAUCUACCUGGACUCCUUCUUGCCACGGGUCACAGAGCUUGCAUUGUCCUCCAGUGACAGACAAACUAAAGUGGCAGCGUGUGAGCUUCUGCAUAGUCUGGUCAUAUACAUGGUGGGUAAAGGAGCCCAGAUGACAGAAGAGGACAAAUCUGCUCCUCCCAUGUACAACCUACACAGAAAAGUCUUUCCUGUUCUUCUACGCUUGGCCUGUGACGUCGACCAGGUGACGAGGCAGCUCUUUGAACCUCUGGUAAUGCAGCUUAUCCACUGGUUCACCAACAACAGGAAGUUUGAAAGCCAAGACACAGUGGCAGUGCUGGAGGCCAUAUUGGAUGGCAUUGUGGAUCCGUUAGAUAGCACCCUUAGAGACUUCAGUGGCACCUGUAUCCAGGAAUUUGUCAAAUGGUCCAUUAAACAGACAACCCCCAAACAGCAGGAAAAGAGCCCAGCCAACAUAAAAUCUCUCUUCAAACGUAUCUACAGCCUGGCCUUACACCCCAACGUCUUCAAGAGGCUUGGAGCUGCGCUUACCUUUAACAGCACGUACAGGCAGUUCAGAGAAGAGAGCUCUUUUGUGGAGCAGUUUGUCUUUGAGGUGCUGGUGGUGUUUGUUGAGAGUCUAGCUCUGGCCCACUUUGAUGAAAAAUCCCUGGGAACUGUCCAACAGUGUUGUAGCUCCCUGGAUCAUCUGAAGAGAAUCAUUAAACACAAGGCAGACUCACUCAAUAAGAAUUCCAAGAGACGUAUGCCUAGAGGUUUCCCUCCAGAUCAGUCAGUGUGCUUGUCCGAUGUAGUCAUGUGGCUGCUGACCCAGUGUGGAAGACCGCAGACUGAGUGCCGACACAAAAGCAUGGAGCUCUUCUAUGAGUUUGUGCCUCUGUUGCCAGGUAAUGCAUCUCCUGCAGCGUGGCUGGAUGAACAGGUGAACCAGCGUGGUCCAGGAUUUCUCAUUUCGUGUUUAGAAGGAGGCGGUUUACUCUCCCAGCCUACUUUGAGAGAUGUUGAAUCCCCUUUCAGCAUCAGAGGCACCUUACAAUGGAUGGAUCUGCUGCUGGCUGCUCUUGACUGCUACAACACCUUCACAAACCUGCAACCCCAAAGGAUCCUGGGCACUGGUGAGAAGUCCAGCUUUUUGCCAGCUCUCAGUUUCUUCCUUACAGAGCUGUCCAUGCAGGACGUUCAGGCAGCCAGGGCUUGCUUCAAAAUGGUUAAUGCUGGUCAGUCACACUUCAGCCCUCGUGAGACAGAACAGUACAACUACAGCAAGUGUUCCAUCAUUGUCCGAAUUCUGGAGUUCUCCACCAUGGUACUGCAGAAAUGUCCACAGGACCUCUGUAAGAUAAUAGAGCAAGAUGUUUUCAACUCUUCUUUUUUCUCACUGGUGGCGUUGACGGUGUGUGAACCCUCUUCCAUUGGGUUUAACAUGGCAGAUCUGGAGGUGAUGACUCAGCUGCCAGGGGUGUGCGCUCCUUUGCUUAAAGCUUUGGCAUCAACGCCUUACAGGACACAGCUGGAGAGUGGCAUUAGGAAGAGAAUAACCGUACAGAGUGUGGAGGAGUUGUGUGCUAUUAAUCUGUAUGAGGCAGACACCAGAGACAGUCAUGCUAGCAUGCAUCUGUUACUUUCAGCCUGUAAGCAGCUUCACCUGUCUGGGCUGCUCAACUCAGUUCUACAAAGUCAGGAUGCUAGUUAUGGUCGCUCUCUGGGCUCAAAACUUCUCACUAGUGUGUAUAAAAGCAUUGCUCCUGGAAGAGACAGGAAGUCUCUGCCCUCCAUGGAUGUUGGCAGCAGGAAGUUGGCUGACAGACUUGUGCAGUUGGCAUUCUGUUUGGGUGAUCAGAGUGAACAGACUGUUGGCCUUUUGCUGAACACCAGUACGCUCUCCGUCCCUCUCUCUGGCAGUCUGAAUCCUCACUUCCUCAGCUUCUCUCACGGAGAGUACUUCUACAGCCUCUUCCAGACAUCUCUCAAUACUGAGUUACUCCGCAGAGUGGAGCACACAGUGCCGCUGCUGCUGACUGCAGCCAACCAGAACCCCUGCAUGGUUAGUGUUCUGCUGAAUGGCAUGUUGGAUCAUAGUUUCUGUGAGCGUUCAGUGAGAAAGUCCCAAUUGGCUGAACAGGUGCUCAAGGCCUGGGAUUUACUCAGGCCGUGGUGGGAGGGUCCUGCAGCCUCACCAGAGAGCAAAACUUCAGUCCUUUCAGUGCUUGCCAAAGUGCUCCAGAUCGAUUCCUCUGUAUGCUCCAAUACAGAUCACCCAGCAUUCAAUGCUGUGUUCACUACUUUCAUAGCCCUUCUCACAGAUAUAUCUAUGCCACUAAAUCUCAAGAGCCAGGCUCUGACCAUGCUGCCCUUCUUUUCUACAUUAUCCAGCAUGCCCCUGGAGGAGCUCAGGAGGGCUCUGGAGACACUGGUGGCUACACAUUUCCCUAUGCAGUCAGAUGAAUUCCCUCGUGGAUCACUUCAGUGCAAUAACUACAUGGACUGCAUUAGCAAGUUUUUAGAGGCUCUGCAGCUGUCUCAGAGUCCUUUGUUAUUGAAGCUCAUGGCUAGAGUUCUGUGCCGGGACAAAAAACAUAUCAUGGAGGAGCUCUUUCAGACCUGCUUUCAAAAUAUUGCUCACCAGUCCCAUUUGGAAAGACAGGUUCUUCUCCUCAGCUCUGUCUACCAGUCAUUUCAAGCCAAAGAUGUGCCUUCAAACUCCAUGCUCAUGGGUCUUAUUGACAGAGUGCUGCUGCCACUGGCUUUUCACUGCAGCCCUCAAGCACUCUCUCAGUUCUUCAUUACUAAUAUUUCUGAUAUCAUGACUACUCUACAGGCACUCUUCACCAAGUCUGUUGAGUCAGUGUUUGAGAGUCAGAUUAUGAUGAAGAGUGGCUGUUGUAAGCUGCUGGAGGUGUUAUACUCUCGUCUGUCUAAAGAGGAAGUCUAUUCUAAAAACUCAGCUAUCAACCAGGCCUUCUGUGGCACAGGCAGUGCAGAAGGCAAUGAGCUUUCCAAGAACCUCCUCAAAUCGUGUUUUGAGGCCUUCACUGAGAACAUGGCAGGAGAGACAGUUCUGCUGGAGCUGCGGAGACAGUAUCACUGUGCUGCUUAUAAUUGUACCAUCGCCGUGAUCAGCUGCAGCUUCAAUGAGACCAAAUUCUAUCAGGGCUUCCUCUUCACUGAGAAACCUGACAAGAAUCAAUUCAUAUUUGACAACCUCAUUGAUACACAAAGGGUGUACAACUUUCCUAUAGAGAUUGAUGUCCCUAUUGAGAGGAAAAAGAAAUAUGUCAUGAUCAGGAAAGAAGUGAGUGGAGAAAAUGGAGAUGCACCUGUAUAUCUCUCCUCCCAGUCCUACAUGGCAGACAGCAGUCUCAGUGAGGAGAUGAGUCAGUUUGACUUCUCCACUGGAGUUCAGAGCUUCUCCUACAACUCCCAGAAUCCUUCAGGUGGGAGCAGCUCCAGCAGGACUCGGGAGCAUAAGGAAGUUGUGUCUCAGGAUGAGACUUUGGAGCUUGAGAUGGAUGAGCUGAAUCAACAUGAGUGUAUGGCAAAUAUGACGGCACUGCUGCGCCUCAUGCAAAGGAACAACAUCACCCCUAAAAUAGAGGAGGGAGUGACACCUAGUGAUCUUCCUCCCUGGAUGAAAUUCCUGCAGGGGAAGCUGGACAAUCCAUCCACCCCGCUAAACAUUAGACUCUUCAUAGCCAAACUUAUCAUCAAUACUGAAGAGAUAUUUCGUCCAUAUGCAAAGCAUUGGCUGGGCCCACUGGUGCAGCUGGUGGUUUCCAGUAGCAAUGGAGGAGAGGGCAUUCACUUUAUGGUAGUGGAUAUUGUGGUGACUGUCCUCUCAUGGGCAAGUGUGGCCACACCAAAGGGUAGCACAAGAGAUGAAGUUUUGGCCAAUAGGCUCCUUGGGUUUCUGGUUAAGAACUGCUUCCACUCCAAACGGGCUCUUUUCCACCACAGCCUCGAGAUUAUCCGCACGGUUGUGGAAUGCUGGAAGGACUGCCUCACAAUACCCUAUGAUUUGAUAUAUGAACGAUUUGCUGGAAUGGAUCCCAACAGCAAGGAUAACUCUGUUGGUCUACAGCUUUUAGGCAUUGUAAUGGCCAAUAAUCUUCCUCCUUAUGAUGCUGCAUGUGGCAUUGAGCAUAACAGAUACUUUCAGUCACUAGCCAACAACUUGUCAUUCAUCAGCUAUAAAGAGGUUUACUCGGCAGCUGCUGAGAUCAUUGGCUUAAUCCUAAACUACAUGACUGAGAGAGAAAAUCAAAAUAAAGGGCCCUUAUUGAAUAUUACUAUUACAAAGCUCAUGGAUUUGAGGAAGAAGGAGGUGGAUGACACAUUUAUUGUUUGCCUGAGCAAAGUGUCCAAACACUUCCCACCCUUAGUGGAUCGAUUUGUAAAUCCUGUUUUUUAUUUGCUGCCAAAGCUGCAUGACAUUUUGGAGACACACUGCCUUGAAUGUGUGCUGAGUCGUGCUGAUGUCAUCCCUGAAAUCUACCUGCACCUGAAGACCAAAGGCCUCUCACAGAUCAUGAGCCACAAAGAUGAAGGCAGGCAGCGGGUUUGUCUGGAUAUCAUACAUAAGAUCCUGGCACGUCUGAAACCAGAAGAGCUGAAGGAGAUUUUGGGAGCUGUCACAGCAUUUGUGUCUCACCCGUCUCCUGUCUGCAGAGAGAGAAUGUAUGACAUCCUGAUGUGGAUCCAGGACAACUACAGUGACACUGAGAGCAUGGAAGACAGCACCUCUGUUGAAGUGCUCAGUGCAGCUCGAGAAACUCUCCUCCAGGGGCUGACAGAUGAAAACUACGGCUUACAGCUUUAUGUGCGUAAUUUCUGGAGUCAUGAGAGCCGUUUACCUCCAGACACACUGGAGCGCAUGCUUGUGGUGCUGAAGUCACUGUAUUCGUCCCGCAUUGAAGAACAGUUCCUCAGUCUGGCCACUGACCUGCUUCUCGAGAUGACCAGUCACAGCCCUGACUACACACGCAACAUGUUUGAGUUCCCACUCUCUGAGUGCAAGUUUCAGGACUACGCAAUAGACUCUAACUGGCGUUUGCGGAGUACGGUCCUCACGCCGAUGUUUAUGGAGACCCAAGCCACCCAGGGUUCUGGCACCCAGGGUUCAGAGGCUGCAGGAAGCCAGGCAGCCACAAUGAGGGGUCAGGUCAGGGCCACACAGACGUCCCUGGAGUUCUCUCAGACUCUGGCUCCUGGUGCAGGACGCCGUUCAGCAUACAACUGGUUAACCGGGAGCAGUGUGGACACACUGGCUGAUUAUUCCCUUUCAUCUGAUUCUUUAUCAUCACUUUUGGUGUUUGAGAAAAAGAGAUCCAAACGCCCCCAAGCUGCUUGGAUAGCCGUGGGUGCAGGGUUUGGCUCUAAACGCCUCACUGCUGCCAGUGACGAGACAGACAGUCGGAGUGCAGCUGAGCGGGAGCGGCGUGCAGACAUUCUGAGGCUCAGGAGGCGAUUUAUAAAGGAUAAAGAGAAGGAGAACAUCAGAUUCGCCAAGAAAGAAAUUCAGUCCCAAAGAACUGAAAGGGAAAGAAGAGCAGAUGUGAAGAUCCGUCAGGAUGCUCAGGUCACGCUGUACCGCAGCUAUAGAGUUGGAGAUCUUCCUGAUAUUCAGAUUCAGUACAGCAGCCUCAUCGCCCCACUACAGGCUCUGGCACAGAGGGAUGCCACAGUGGCGAAGCAGCUGUUCAGCUCACUGUUCACUGGGGUGCUGGUUGAAAUGGAGGGAUCCAAGUCUAGUAAAGAAACAACAACCAUUCUGAAGGAUCUAGUGCAGACCCUGAACACCUUCCUCAACAUGAGCACUGUCUACUUCCCUCCUUUCAUUGCUUGUGUACAGGACAUGUGUUAUCAUCAUAAGGCCCUUCUUGGUGUUGAGCCGGCUCUCGUCAGUGCCAGCUGUCUUGCCAGUCUGCAGCAGCCCAUGGGCAUCCUGUUACUGGAGGAGAGUUUGCUUCAUGGCACUGGAAUGUCAGAGGAACCUCCCUCAAAACGAGCACGAGGCAAACGAGAGCUGCCACCUGACACAGAAAGAUGGAUCCACCUUGCCAAACUUUACAGGUCUUUGGGAGAUUAUGAUGUGGUCAGGGGAAUCUUUAGUGGCAAGAUUGGCACAAAGUCAAUAACGUUCAUGGCCCUGCAAGCAGAGGCAAAGAGUGAUUAUGCUGAAGCUGUGAAGCUCUGCAAGGAGGCACUGAACAAAGAAGACUGGAACGAUGGAGAGCCCACAAACACGGAGAAAGAUUUCUGGGAAAUUGCUGCACUGGAGGCCUGUAAUCACCUGACAGAAUGGAAAUCUCUGCAGUAUUGUGCCACAGUCAACAUUGACGACAACUCACCUGUCAAUCUAGAAAAAAUGUGGACAGAGCCGUUUUAUGUGGAAACAUACCUGCAGUACAUGAUGCGUAGUAUGUUGAAGCAGUUGCAGCUGGGGGAGAGAACUCAGGAUCUGCUCAGCUUUGUUGAUGCUGCUAUGAAGACAGAAGAGCACAAGAUCAUCAUGGAGACCCAUUACAGUCAGGAGCUGAGUCUACUGUACAUCCUGCAAGAGGACUAUGACAGGGCCAAAUACUAUGCCAACAACUGCAUGCUAGUCUUCAUGCAGAACUAUUCAAGUAUCAACCCGCUGCUGAACCGCAGCCGUCUGAAUGUGCUACAGUCUGUCCAAGCUUUGACAGAGAUCCAAGACUUCCUGAAUUAUAUCUCAGGAGAGGUCUCAGUGAGUUCUCUGAAGUUCAUGACCAGAAGGUGGACCAGCCGCUAUCCGGAUGCUAAACUGGACCCCAUGAAUGUUUGGGAUGACAUCAUCACAUCUCGUUGUUUCUUCUUGGAUAAGAUUCUGGAGAGACUGACCUCCACCCCUGAAAACAGCAUGGAGGUGGAUGGUGCAGAGCAGGCGAGUGGAGAGGAACUUGGAGUGCUGGUGAAGAACUGCAAGUUCAACAUGAAACUACAAAUGGCAGACAGUGCAUGGAAACAGAAUAAUUUUCCGAUGGCAUCCAAGCUGUUGACGGAACUUCAUCGUGAUGCAAAGUCUGAUGAUGACUGGUUGGUCCGCUGGGUCCACAGCUUCAGCCGUUUUACUCACAGAAGAAGCGCUGGCCUUGGAUCUGCUGAAAAGAUUAAUGCUUUGCUCAAGACUGUUCCACUUCUGAUUGAUGCUGGUAGACAGAGUGAAGGCUCAUCUGCUCGAAUACUCUGUGACCAGAAGAUCCUUCUGGGCACCACCUAUGACCUCAUGGCCAGAGCUGCGGAUUGCAGUCCUUCUGCUGUGGAGACUCUCGGGGAAGAUAAAGUACAGAAGAUUCUCCAACUGUCAGGGGCCUCAUCCAUCACCCAGGUGGUGGAGGGUCUGCAGAUGCAGGCUCUGGAGAUGUUGCGAAGUGCUGCACGUAAGGCAGAAGAGGAAGAGCAGUCCUUCGGCCAGCAGCAUGUGAACACACGUGGUAUUGUGGAGGCCUACAUGACCUUGGUCAACUUUUGUGACCGAAGACUAAGAGAUAGUGAACAAAAAGAAGAGGCAAUCAGUUCUAAACUGCAGUCCUUGCCUGGACAUGUAGUGAAGAUGAUGCUGAAGGCAUUGAAGCUCCACUCGGAUGAGGCCAGGCUCAAAUUUCCUCGUCUAUUGCAGCUAGUAGAACUGUACCCUGCAGAGAUCCAGGACCUGAUGGUCAGAGAGGUUGUUAGUGUGCCUUGCUGGAUGCUGAUUGGCUGGAUCAGUCAAAUGAUGGCACUGCUUGACAAGCCACAGGCGACAGCAGUUCAGCAUGUUAUAGAGGAGAUCGCUGAAUGCUAUCCACAAGCCCUCAUCUACCCGUACAUGAUCAGCAGUGAGAACUACACGUUUGAGGAAUCUGCGAGUGGUCAGAGGAACCGGGAGUUUGUUGAAAAGCUGAAGUCAUUACUGGAUAAAGGUGGUGUCGUCCAAGAGUUUGUAGACGCCCUUCAGCAACUUACUAACCCUGAAAUGCUUUUCAAGGAUUGGUGGGAUGAGAUGAAGAAUCAACUGGACAAACCAGACCUGGACAAAAAGAAAAUGAAGCAGCUCUAUGAGGAAAUGGUUGGAAUGCUUGGUGAUUCUAAGUCUCCAGGAUUUGGAUCUUUCAGAAGAAAAUUCAUUCAGAAAUACUGUAAAGAAGUAGAGAAGCUGCUUGGUGCUGGUGGGUCCAAGUUGUAUGAAAGGCGAAAAGAUAAGGAGUUCCUUCAGAAGGUGGACCGCCUUGCUAUCUCAAUGAGAGGUUUCCAAAAGGAACCAGGGAACAUGAAGGAAUAUUCACCCUGGCUUAGCAGCUUCAAAGCAGAAACACUCAAAAAUGAACUGGAGGUACCAGGUCAAUAUGAUGGCCAAUCGAAGCCUUUGCCAGAAUAUCAUGCAAAUAUCACAGGUUUUGACGAAAGGGUAAAGGUUAUGACAUCUAUUCGUCGGCCAAAGCGCAUCAUCAUUCGAGGAGAUGACGAGCGGGAUUAUCCGUUCCUAGUGAAGGGUGGCGAGGACCUGCGACAGGACCAGCGCAUCGAGCAGCUCUUUGGCGUGAUGAACAUGAUUCUCAAUCAGGACACUGCCUGUUCUCAGCGGAGCCUGGCACUCUGCACUUACCAGGUCAUUCCCAUCACUAAUUUGCAUAACACAGAGACUGGUGGUAUGAUUGGCAUCGACUUCGGUCAUGCUUUUGGAUCAGCCACACAGUUCCUCCCAGUGCCUGAACUGAUGCCAUUUAGGCUGACACGGCAGUUUAUAAACUUGAUGCGACCCAUGGCAGAGUCUGGUCUCAUCCAGAGUGUGAUGGUACACUCAUUACGUGCCUUCAGAGAUGACCCAGACCUGCUGCUCAACACCAUGGAUGUGUUUGUGAAGGAGCCUUCACUCGACUGGAAGAACUUUGAGCUGAAGCAGCUGAAGAAAAGAGGUACCUGGACAGAGAGUGUGAACACCAAAAAAAUAAACUGGUUCCCUCUACAGAAGGUCAACUUUGCUCGCCGGAAGCUAGAGGGAGCCAAUCCCUCGGUUAUAACAAGUGAGGAGCUCUGUCUUGGAUUUGAGAAGACCCCAGAAUAUAAGGAAAUGUUGGCUGUUGCCCGAGGCGAAAAAGAACACAACAUACGAGCUCAACACAAUGAGAAAGACCUGAGUGUUGAAGAUCAGGUAGACUGCUUGCUCGAUCAGGCAACUGACCCCAAUAUACUGGGCAGGGUGUGGAUAGGCUGGGAACCAUGGGUUUGAACCAAAUAGUAGGUAACAAUGAAACAAGUUCAUGUGGUUUUUGUAUUUUUUUUUUUCAACCCCUUUUUCAAAGUGUGAAGACCAGGCUUUCAAAACCACAACUGCUGUCAUAUGGCACGGUUUUGUAGUAAUGUUCUGCUAGAUACUAUAGAUUAAACUAAACAGACCUUGUGUUGAUAAACUGAACAACACAGUUGUCAUAUUCCAUUGCACUGCUUUGAAGGAAACUAGUCAUCAAAUAAAGCAUCUAUACAUGUCAAAAUUGUCAUAAAGUAUACAAAGUCAACGUAAUCUGAUAUGAAAUUGUUGACUCUUCAUCCUCUCCACUUUUAUUUUUGGACACAUCAGCCUUCAUUAAUCACUAGUGUAAAGAUUAUGUUGCUGGGAGCAUUUUCAUCUAAAGUGAGCUAGUGUGAUUACCACCGUGUUUGGUGUCACAACUUGGUAAAGGAUAACUUAAUUUGAAUG
Molecule: messenger RNA, 12168 nt
Organism: Sinocyclocheilus rhinocerous
Lineage: Eukaryota; Metazoa; Chordata; Actinopteri; Cypriniformes; Cyprinidae
Product: DNA-dependent protein kinase catalytic subunit-like
Biological process (GO): immunoglobulin V(D)J recombination; double-strand break repair via nonhomologous end joining; intrinsic apoptotic signaling pathway in response to DNA damage
Cellular component (GO): nucleus
Molecular function (GO): protein binding; protein serine/threonine kinase activity
Source: RefSeq, a predicted model, not a curated record